AUGACGCACUUGCUGGCUGCACAAGGAAAAGGCCAGCUCAUGCAGGCCGAUGUGCUGAACAAUGCGCCUGUAAUUGUGGUUGCUGGAAGCGAGACGACGGCUACUUUGUUGAGUGGUGUAACCUACUACCUCCUCACGAACCCGCGGGUCUACGACAAGCUCAAGAAAGAGGUACGCGGAACCUUCAACAGCGAUAAAGAGAUCACGAUCGAUCGUAUUGGCGACCUACCCUACCUCUUGGCUGUACUGGAUGAGGCCCUACGCCUUUAUCCGCCGGGCGCAAAUCCUCAUCUGCGUCGCAUCCCACCGGAGGGAGCUAUCUUGGGCGGCAAAUUCAUUCCUGGCAACACCGCGGUCGGUAUGAAUCAGUAUGUCGUGCAUCGGAGCGAAGAAAAUUUUGCGCGGCCGGACGAGUUCAUUCCAGAAAGAUGGAUAGACGGAGACCAGGAGCCGUGGAAGAACGACCGCAGAGAGGCUCUCCAACCGUUCUCGUUCGGGCCGCGAAAUUGUAUUGGAAGGAACCCUGCUUGGAAAAAUAGCCUCGCGUAUAUCGAAAUGCGCCUCAUUCUUGCCAAAAUGACGUACAAAUUUGAUUUGGAACUGGCUCCUGAAUGCAAGGAUUGGCUAGAUCAAAAGGUUUUCCUUGUCUGGGAGAAAAAGCCUUUGAUGGUGAAGAUGAAGUUGGCGAAAAACAUGUAA
This is a messenger RNA of Lasiodiplodia theobromae, 699 nucleotides long. RefSeq names its product Cytochrome p450. The transcript is spliced from 2 exons. Lineage: Eukaryota; Fungi; Ascomycota; Dothideomycetes; Botryosphaeriales; Botryosphaeriaceae. Gene Ontology annotation, molecular function: iron ion binding; monooxygenase activity; heme binding. The record is from RefSeq and is a predicted model, not a curated record. The coding region runs from base 1 to 699 and encodes 232 amino acids.